AGUGUUAUCCACCUUUAGUAGUCAGUUCUAACCCCCGGCAUUUGACUGCUCUUCUCCCUCUCCCCGAAGCCGCAGAAGCGCAUCCAUACACAUAGGUGUGAGACUGGUAUUUCGUUUUAUUACGGUGGCGAAUUGCCUCCUUGAUCCUCACAAAACGUUUCUUUUAUUUCAAACAACACCACACAUUUGCUUUCAUUUUCCUCUGUUUUUUUUUUUUGUUGGUAUUCGCGUCGCUGUACAUCCUUUCUCGUGGUAGCUAUAUACCUACUCUCAUACGCAUAUACAUUCCCCCCACUCGCCUUUUAACGUUCCGCAGCUUUGCGUUGAGAAAGGUCUCUGAGAGGGUUUGGCAUCGACACCUUUCUCCCUCUUUCUUCCGUUCUCCCCCCCUUAGUUGUAGUUAGCAUCUUUUAUAUUUUCAUUUCUUUACCUGUCACCAUGCAGAUGAUGCGUGCGGUGACCCUUAAAGGGUUUGGUGCGACGGACAUGCUGCAGAUAUCUCGCAUUCCUCGGGCCGUGAUUGCGAACCCGCGCGAUGUCCUCAUCAAGGUGAGUGCCGCGGGCAUUAACCGUGCCGAUGGGGCGCAGCGUCGCGGCCACUACCCCCCUCCGAAGGGCAGCUGCGAGGUGCUGGGCCUCGAGGUCUCCGGUGUGAUCGAGCAGGUCGGACCGGAUGUGAAAAAUUUUAAGGAGGGGGAUAAGGUGAUGGGCUUGUUGCCCGGCGGUGGCUACGCCGAGUACGCCGUUGCCCACGAAGGCAGUGUGAUGCACAUCCCACAAGGGUACUCCUUCAUUGAGGCCGCUGCCAUCCCGGAGGCGUUUCUCACGGCGUGGCAGGCGCUGAAGUUCCACGGGAAUGUUAGCAAGGGCCAACACGUGUUGAUCCACGCCGGUGCAAGCGGGGUGGGCACGGCCGCAUCGCAGCUGGUGGAGAAGUACUUCGAGGCCACUGCGGUGACCACCUCGUCCGAGGCAAAGGUGGAGCUGUGCAAGAACUUUGCGAGCAUCAACCUGUCUCGCACGCCGGAUGAGACUGGGAUGUGUUUCGCGCCUAAAAUUAAAAACUUGCUAGGCGAGAGCUGCAUCAACGUCGUGCUGGACUCGAUCUUUGGCGGCUCCUACAUCUCCGAGGACGCCGCCGUGCUGGCCGAGGACGGUCGCAUCGUUGUGCUUGCCUUUAUGGGCGGCGCUAGGGUACACCUGAACUGCUUGCCUCUGCUGCGUCAGCGUGCACACAUCAUAUUCUCGAAGCUUCGCUGUCAGUCCGAUGACUACAAGGAGAACUUGGUGAAGACGUUCGAGCAGGAGGUGAUACCGCUGAUGAACCAACGCGUUAUUGUGCCGGUGGCGAACAAGACCUACCCACUGGAGGAGGUGGGACAGGCGCACGCACGGCUGGAGGACAGCAAGGCGUGGGGCAAGAUUGUGCUGACGGUAAACAACCAUCUGAAUUCGACCUCUGCCCACGCUCUGCCUUCCCCACCAGGGGCGUGA
Messenger RNA from Leptomonas pyrrhocoris, 1494 nucleotides. Its product is annotated as putative mitochondrial oxidoreductase. Lineage: Eukaryota; Euglenozoa; Kinetoplastea; Trypanosomatida; Trypanosomatidae. The record is from RefSeq and is a predicted model, not a curated record. Gene Ontology annotation, molecular function: oxidoreductase activity. The transcript has a single exon. The coding region runs from base 439 to 1494 and encodes 351 amino acids.